Molecule: messenger RNA, 5231 nt
Organism: Carassius gibelio (silver crucian carp)
Lineage: Eukaryota; Metazoa; Chordata; Actinopteri; Cypriniformes; Cyprinidae
Product: zinc finger protein 883
Exons: 4
Coding region: 111-1742 (543 amino acids)
Biological process (GO): regulation of cytokine production; negative regulation of transcription by RNA polymerase II; regulation of immune system process
Cellular component (GO): nucleus
Molecular function (GO): DNA-binding transcription factor activity, RNA polymerase II-specific; RNA polymerase II cis-regulatory region sequence-specific DNA binding
Source: RefSeq, a predicted model, not a curated record
UUGUUCUACUUGAGCUCAAUGGCUGCAGUACUGUAUUCAGUGAGAACUGAGGAACAAAUCACUUUAAGCAGAAACCGUGAACAAAGAGUCCUCAAAGCUUUCGGACGCAGAUGCAGCGAUCUUCUGAGGAGAGGGGAGCAGUUCACGCAGGAAUAUCUGGAGGAGUAUCAUCUGGACUGAGAUCUGCUGCUGUGAAGAUGAUGUUUGUUAAAGAGCAGAGUGAAGAGAACACGAUUGAACCAGAAACCUGGAGAAUAAAACAGGAGGGACCAGAAACCCGAAGAAUAAAACAGGAUGGACCAGAAACCCGAAGAAUAAAACAGGAGGGGCCAGAAACCUGGAGAAUAAAACAGGAGGGACCAGAAACCCGAAGAAUAAAACAGGAGGGACCAGAAACCCGAAGAAUAAAACAGGAGGGACCAGAAACCCGAAGAAUAAAACAGGAGGGGCCAGACACCUGGAGAAUAAAACACGAGGAACCAGAAACAUGGAGAAUAAAACACGAGGAACCAGAAACCUGGAGAAUAAACCACGAGGAGCCAGAAACCAGGAGAAUAAAACCCGAGGAGCCAGAGACCCGGGGAAUAAAACCCGAGGAGCCAGAGACCUCGAGAAUAAAACCCGAGGAGCCAGAGACCUCGAGAAUAAAACCUGAGGAGCCAGAAACCUUGGGAAUAAAACCCGAGGAGCCAGAAACCCAGAGAAUAAAACCCGAGGAGCCAGAAACCCAGAGAAUAAAACCUGAGGAGCCAGAAACCCAGAGAAUAAAACCUGAGGAGCCAGAAACCCAGAGAAUAAAACCUGAGGAGCCAGAAACCCAGAGAAUAAAACCCGUUGAGCCAGAAACCCGGGGAAUAAAACACAAGGAGCCAGGAACUGAGAGAAUAACCAGAAACCUGGAGAAUAAAACACGAGGAGCCAGGAGAAUAAAACAUGAAGAACAAGGAGGCCUGAUGAAAGAAGAAAGGCAAGAUCUGAAUGAGGUGCAGGAGGAAUAUCAGGAUCAGAAAGAUCAUGAUGUCAAUGGAGAAAAAUCAGUGAGUUCCAGCCUUAAAAAAACAGGAGUCAAAAGGCCUUUUAUCUGCUCUCAGUGUGGAAAUAGUUUUAAACAUAAAGUAAGCCUUAAGAACCACAUGAAAAUUCAUACGGGAAUAAAGCCUUUCAGCUGUUCUCAAUGUGGAAAGAGUUUUACAUGGAAAUCAUGCCUUAAGAACCACAUGAAAAUUCAUACGGGAAAAAAGCCUUUCAGCUGUUCUCAAUGUGGAAAGAGUUUUACAUGGAAAUCAUGCUUUAAGAACCACAUGUUAAUUCAUACUGGAAUAAAGCCUUUCAGCUGCUCUCAGUGUGGAAACACUUUUGCACGCAAAGAAAGCCUUGAGAUGCACAUGUUAAUUCAUACUGGAAUAAAGCCUUUCAUCUGCUCUCAGUGUGGAAAGAGUUUUACACAGACGGGACAACUUAAGAAUCAUUUGGUAACUCACUCUUCAGAUAAACCUUUCAGCUGCUCUCAGUGUGGAAAGAGUUUUAGAUAUAAAGUAUGCUUUAAGAACCACAUGUUAAUUCAUACUGGAAUAAAGCCUUUCAGCUGCUCUCAGUGUGGAAACACUUUUGCACGCAAAGAAAGCCUUGAGACGCACAUGUUAAUUCAUACUGGAAUAAAGCCUUUCAGCUGUUCUCAGUGUGCAAAGAGCUUUACACAGAAGGGUAACUUAAAGACUCACAUGUUAAUUCAUACUGGGUAAAAGUCUUUCACUUGCUCUCUGUUUGGAAAAACUUUUACACAGAAAGGACAUUGCAAGGUUCAUUUGGUAACCCAAUCUUCAUAAAAGCCUUUCACCUUGGGGAGUUAAAGUAAGGGUGUACUCACACUAGCCAGUUUGAACCGUGCCCGAGUGCGUUUGACCACCAAAGCGCAGUUCGUUUGACUAGUGUGAGUGCUCCGAAUUGUGCCCGGGCGCGGCUCGAUUAGCCGGCCCUGGCCCGCUUGGAAGAGGUGGGCCAGGGCACGGUUCAGUUGGACUCGGGCGCGGUUCGCAUGCAGUGUGAGCGCUAACCAUGCCGGAGCACGGAAAAGGACGCUUUGCAUCACGGUUUUGCGACGCUCCAAAACCAACAUGGCAGGGAAAGGGUCGCUUUGGUCUACGGCAGAGGUGCAAAACGCAUAAAAACUAAAAACUGCAAAGUCGUGAAAAUUUUCGCGCCACUAAGGCGACACAUCUGUUUAACAACAGGCUUUGAGAGGGCUGUGGACCAAACGACACAAAAUUAUCCACAAAGAAAACAGAGCGAUGGACUCGAUUGUGUUCAGAGAGCGCCGCUCUUCCUGUUUAUCCCGAAACUGUUGCACCAUAAUGACGUAAGCGUGCUCCGGCACGAAUGCUGAAACCCUUUAUGUGAGUGCAGGCCAGAGGGGGAGUGGGGAGGGGGGACAAUCGUACUCAGGCCCGGUUCAUGGCAACCGUGCCUAGUGUGAGUACACCCUUAAUGACUGUUUUUCUGAAUGACUGUCAUCAACUGGAUCACCUCAAGGAUGUGUCCUCUCCCCCUUAUUUAUGUUGUUCACAAAGACUGUAAGAAUAGUUUUAGAAAUAGGCAUAUUAUAAAAUUUGCUGCUAAUUCUGUAAUCGUUGGCUUCUUGAGUGAGGAGUAGGGCUGUAGCAGUUAAGAAAUGUCCCCUGCGGUUAUUAUGAGUGGCGGUAUUACCACCGGGUUUGUUUUUUUUUUUACAUAAUUUCUCCUGAUUUUGCUGCAUACAAAGCUCUAUCGUUGAGUUAUGUAGCAUACCGGUAUAUUGUUGCUUUUUUAACUGACAUAGAGACACGUUUUAAAACAUUUUUGUUUAUUGUUAAAUGCCAACAAGAACAUGAAUUUACCAAAAAAAAUAAAUAAAUCAAAGAGUUCUAACAUGUAUCACACAUGUAUUUGCGCACGACUUUGGAGGGCAGCGGAAAUCUAGACUGAUUAUCGCGCCACCACUGGCCCACCAGGACACUGGAUUCGCGUGGAGUCAUUCCUCAUGCGGAUAGCGUGUGAGCUCAUUAUCUGAUCACGCUCUCUUGGGUAUGGGUACUGACGCGGAGGUUGUCCGUGACUUCAGCAGGUAUGCCUGUUACUUUCACGGCUGUAUUUUACAGAUUUCACAAAGGCUUCAGCUACUCCUGUCGGCUGGUCUCAGCUGUUCUUUUUGAUGUUGCUCCGCGACCUGAUGCUUGAGGGGGCAGCUGCGCUGGAUGACAGGGGACACUCUAAAAUGCUUACUGUGAAAAACGCUUAACAUGGCUAAAUGUACUAAGACAGUGAUAUUAACAGACCAAACUGACCAAAAAUCAUGCUAAUAAAGUAUACCAUCUAUCAGCGUUUCCGCUAGAAAAAAAAUGGAGGUUUCAUUUUCAGGACAUUUUGAUGAUAUGCCGGUCAAAUAUCGCCUCUUAAUUAGUCAAGUUGAGGAAAACUGAAAGCAGUUUAUGUAACUUAAAAAAUGACAUAAUCAGGCCGUAUAUGCAACCUUUUUAUUAGCCUAAUUUUCAAAUAGACAGAAAAAGAAAACAUGAACGUUGGCGUCAAUCAACCAAUUGUUUUUUACUAUGGUUUCACAUUUCAUAGUUUAACAAACCAACCCCCCUUCCCCACAUAAAAUAUCCGAAUAUAGCAUUGUUUUUACUUAAGCAAACAGUCUCAUUUAGCUGGUAACAUUUAAAUUGGCCACCGUGUGAAAUAACUCCUUGUCAAAUGAACUUGAACCAACAAAUGACUAGGCCUAUAAUAUUGUCUCGCGUCAUUUUUGGCUACUUUUUACGCUUUUUUGCUGUGCUGAAUUGUGCAGCUGCCGACUUAAAAUCAAAACUUCCCAGUGUCUACACAACUUGCAAUGCGCAUAAGCCGCGUAACCUUGUUCUCCGCAAGGCGACUUCGCUGCUUCGUCUUGAUCCGAUUCUGCAGCGAGAACCCCCUCUCUGCAGGAACACUCGAGACAGGGAUUACACAGGCUAUCUUGGCGAGCUUGGUCCACUCUGGAUACAUUUAGUUGAAAUCACAUAUGAGAACUUCGCAGGCUGUGGAGAAAUGCAAUCCUCCAUAGCCACGGAGCGCUGACAUGACAGCGAGGGCAUCACGUCGCAGGCUUACGGUAUCAAUAAGAGGAGCGGUGUUCGCAGACUCAAGGCUUGUAAAAUGGCAAAUAAUCCUUCUGAUCGCUGGUUCUGCACAUUCUUGGAGAGCUAGAAGAUAAUAUAAUAGGUGAGAACGAUAUUAGAAUUAUAGGCCUACAAAAGAAUGCUGCGUUUAUUAUAAAUAGGCAUGUAUGGGUCAUUCUGUGGAAAUGUCCAUUUUUCUGUCCCUAGCCUUUACAAAAAUAUUACACUUAAAAACAUUUAGGGUUACAGUUUAUUAACAUUUUUAAAAAUAAAACUGUUAUUUGAAAAAUUACUCCUUCUUGAGCCAUCAAUAGGCUAUUUGAUUUUUAUUAAUUUUAUAGAAUUCCCAGAAGUGUUUGUCCCCACAGGGAAAAUGCUUUUUGAGGCCAAGUUUUUACACCAUUUAAAAUACAAUAAUAUAGGCUAUACAUAACUAUCAAAUAUAUUAAAUAUUAUAUUUAAACUAUAAAAUAUAAAAAAAAAAUUCUGUCACAUUAAAUACAAUGCGACAUGUGACAUGAUGAUAAUUUUACAUCCAUUUAAUUCUGCUACACUCAAAAGUUAAGAUUUAAAGGAUUGCAUCAUUAAUUUCAACUGGUUUUCAAAUAGUUUAAUUGUAACCUCAUUCAAGCACACUUUUAACAAACCUGAUUAAAAUAAAUAAAACUAUUCAUGGAGUAGGUAUUGAGAGUGUUUAACAGUACAAGUAUUUGGGCACUGUGUUGGAUAACAAAUUUUUAUUUUCUUCCAAUACUGAGGUUUUGUGUAAGAGUGGGCAGCAAAUAUUGUAUUGCUUGCAGAAACUAAGGUUAUUUAAUGUGGACAAAACAUUGAUGUGCAUGUUCUACAGAUCCUAUAUUGAGUUACUGUUAUCUUUUUCACUGUUGUGCUGGUUUAAUUCUCUAAAAGUGAAAAACAAUUGUCUUGAUUGUAAACCAGGGAAGUAAAAUAACUUUUUAUCCCUUCAGUUGUAAAGUUUAUAAAUUUAAGGUAAGAACUUUUUAGGAAGGAAAUGUAUUGUUUUUGUUGUUUAUGUGAAAUGUUUGAUUGCUGCAACCAAAUUGCCUUUGGGAAAUAAAUAAAAUGAACUGAACUGAA